Messenger RNA from Astrephomene gubernaculifera, 6765 nucleotides. NCBI's taxonomy places the organism in Eukaryota, Viridiplantae, Chlorophyta, Chlorophyceae, Chlamydomonadales, Astrephomenaceae. The record is from the annotation of a GenBank genome assembly.
UCUGGACGAGAAGGAGUCCUUCCAGAAGGGCGACAAGCUGGUCGCAAUCAUCAGCGACGCGGCGUCCACCGGAAUCAGCCUGCAGGCUGACCGCUCCAAGCCCAACCAGCGGCAGCGGGUGCACAUCACGUUGGAGCUGGCGUGGAGCGCGGAUAAGACGGUCCAGCAGCUGGGUCGCACGCACCGCUCCAACCAGGCCCAGCCGCCGCUCUACCUGCUGGUCUCCUCGGACGUGUCGGGCGAGCACCGUUUCGCCAGCGCGGUGGCGUCGCGGCUGAUGCAGCUGGGGGCGCUGACGCACGGGGACCGGAAUGCGGUGUCGGCGGUGGAUGUGCUGGCGGGGAGCAACUUCCAUAACACGUACGGCCCCCGGGCGCUGGGCAAGCUGUACCGCAUCUUCCGGGGCGCGCUGUCCUUGUUCGACCCCAUCUCCCCCGUGUACGGCAUCACCCCCGAGUGGCUCCGGAACCAGCUGACGGAGGCGGGACUUGAGCAGGGCUCCAGCGCCUGGCUGGCGGAGCGAGCCAAGCAGCUGGAGCGCUUCCUGGAGAGCGCUGUUGGGGAGCUGGAGGCGGUGGGGCUGCUGCGGGAGGAUGCGGAGGGCGGCCUCAACGUCACCAGCGCCAUGAUCAAGGAAAAAACAACAGAGGCUGCCGCCCAGAACGGCGCCACCGGCGGAGUCAACCGCCUAUUGAACCGGCUGCUGGCCAUGCGGGUGGAUAUGCAGCAACGCAUCUUCCAGCUCUUCAACGCAUUGCUGGAUGCGGAGGUGUUGGAGGCCAAGCGCAAGGGGGAGUACGAAACGGGCAUUGUACGGCCCACAUGCGGAGACAUCAAACUCAAGUCGCAGGAGGUCAUCCUGUCCGCCCCCGACGGCCGCUGCUCCACCACCCACUACGAGUUCAAUCUGGACCGGGGUGUGCCCUGGGAGGAGGCGAUGCGGAUAUACAACCAGGAGAAAGCCGACGACCCCGAGACGCACACACACUUUGUGUUCACCGUGCACGACCACAACCAGAUGGUCUUUGUAUCGCUGGCCAUAGAGCGCAACGAGCGGGGUCGCAAGGUGCAGGGCCGCGGCCGCAACCGCACCUCCCAGCCGCUCUUCUUUCGGCUCGUGCGCCCGGGGACGGGAUACGCGGGCGGCGAUAUUGACCGAGAUGAAUGCCGGAAGAAGUACACGCCGGUUUCGGAGGAGCGGAUCCGCAACGGCUGGCUGCGGGCACGCUGGCAAGAGGAAUUCAGACGUGCCCAGAAUGUACGGCAGCUGCCGCUGCACCUGGUGUCGGGUUCGCUGCUGCCGCUGCUGCCCACCCUGGAUGCUGCCAUGCGGAAUUACAGCCGGAAGAACCCGCUCAAGGUGAUGCGGGUGGCUACUUCGGAUGGGGCCACUCAGGUGCUGGGAAUCCACGUGGAGAACCACCGAGCUGCUGACGUGGUGGCACGAAUACGGCAGCUGCAGCCGUACAAGGGAGCGGCGCGGGGUGCUAAAGCCGGCGAAGGCGAGGCAGGUGCCGCCGCCGCGACCGCAACUGCCACCGCCACAGCAGCAGCUGGAGCGAUGCCGCAGGCAGGCGUGCAGGGAGCCCCCGUGGCGGCUGGACCUGCUUCUGCAGCCGCUGCUGCUGCCAUGCCGUCUGGCAGCGGGCUUCAUGCUGGCAAAGGAACGGCCGACGGCGGCAACGGCAGCGACACGGACGGGGAUUUCAUUGACAGCAGCAGUGGUAGCGAAGAUGAGGAUGUAGCAGCGCGGAAACAAGCGCGGGCCGCUGCAGCUGCGGCUGCGCGGAGGAGGCGUGCGGGGGGAGGUGCGGCGGCGGCUCAGGUGCAGCGCGGCAGACGAGCCCCUCGAGCCGCCGGAGCUGGGGAGGGAGAAGGCGCAGCGAGGGAGGAGGAGGAGGAGCCGGAGUACGAGCGGGCCCGUCGGGUGGAGGCGCUGCAGGGCGCGGGGCUUUGGGAGGAGUCGGCCUUCCUGACGCUCAACAAGGAGGACGAGGGGGAUGAGUGGGCGGCCAUGGCGACGACGGGCACCCGGCGCCGCGGCAGACCACCCAAGGCUACCCCGGCUACAGGAGGAGCACAAGACAACAACAGCGGGGGCAGAGGUCACCGUCGCCGCCGCUCGACUCUGGACCCGGGCUCCACCGUCAAGGCUCUGCAAUCGGAAUUGCAGUCGCCAUUCGGGUUUGGCACCACCGGGAUGGCGGCGAAUGAGGACGAAGAGGGCGGACAAGGGCAGGCACGUUCACGCGGAAGGCGGGGGGGUGCCCGGCAGCAGCCGGCACAAGGGAGGAAGGGGCGCGGCAAGGGAAAGCAUGAUGACAGUGAGGAGGUGGAGGAGACGGAUGCUGACGAUGAGGAGGAAGAGGAGGAGGAUUCGGACGUCAUGGUACUCGAUGGUGAUGAUGAGGAGGAGGAGGAGGCUGCUUCUGAGGACCGCAAGGCUGCGUACAUGUGCCAGCAGCAGCAGAACGAGGAACAGGAGAGGGUGGAGCAGGCAAAGAUGGAAGCGGAUGAUGAGCCCCAUCCCGCCGCCCUGCUCUGCCCGGGCACCACCGGGCGGCGUUCCGCCAGGCGAGGCCGGCGCUCCUCUGUUUCCUUCACCGCUGCUGCUGAGGCUGCUGCUGGCGUUACCGCUGCAGCUGGUGCCAUACCGUCAGCUGCGUUUGCGGGUGCGGGCCUGCAGGCUGCAUGCACUCCUGGAGCGCACACAAGGACGCCACUCAACGCGGCAGGGCCGCCCAACAGCUGCCGCGGUGAUAACAACAGCAACCCCGGCAGCGGCGCAGGCGCAGCACGCAGGACCAGCCGCUCGGGCCGGCAGAUUCGGCCCUCUGCGCUGCUGGUCGCACCUGAUUUCAUUCGCCUUGACGCGAUCAAAGACGACGACGAUGAGGAGGGGGAUGAGGAGCAGAAGGUGCAGCAGCCCCAGCAGCAGCAGGGUUUGGACGGACGCCAAGCCGCUGCUGCUGCGCCGGCGGAGGGGAAGACCCCGCAGCUGCAGCGGCAGCCAGUCACACCUGCUGGUGCUGCUGCUGCGCCGGCGGCAAGGGCAGCGGUGGCCACGGGUCCUGCGGUUGCUGGUCCAGCCCAUGACAUUGCGUACGACACGGAAGGUACGGGCAUUGACAGCGACAGCGAUGUGGAGGUGCUGGCUGAGCCGCCGCCCAGCGCUGGCAAAGGCAGCCAGGGGAGGAGGAGCCCGGCGGAGAAGAGGUCGCCGGUGGUGGUUGGCGCUGCUGCUGACGUCAUUGACAUGGUCGUUACGGAGGAUGAGGUGGAGGGCAAGCUCGGCAAGCAGGCGGAGAGGGCGCAGGUAAAGCAGGCGAAGGAGAAGGAGGAGGAGGAGAAGCGCAAAGUGGAGGGACAGGAAGAGAAGGUGCAGCGGGUCGGAAAGGAGAUGGAAGACGACGAGGAGGAGGAGCAGCAGCAGCCGCGUGGCAAGCGGGCCAAGGCCGGGCAUGGGCAGAAGCGCCGCUCCUUUGCUGUACUAUCCAGCGACGAGGACGAUACCUCUGAGGACAGUGCAGCGGAUGAUAAGGCUAAAGCAGCAGCCGGGCAUCGAAUGGGUGGAGGGGUUAGAGGAGCUGCGACCGCCUUACCUACCGGUAUAUCGGAGGCCGCGGCUCCGGCUGCAGCAGUGACCCACGGGUCGGACGACGAUUACCACGACUCGGAAGACGACAUCCCGCUUGUGCCUCGCAACCGCAGCGGCACCGCUCCGGCUUGCAUCGCCACCGCUGCUGCUUUGCCUGCUGCCCAGAUGACAUCCCCUAAAGCCCAGUCCUCGUGUGAACCCAAGCAUGUGGCUGCUGCGGCCCUGCAAGCUGCAGUGCAAGUAGAGCGCCAGCAGCAGCCGACGCCAGUCCAGGCACGACCAGGUCCGCAGGAGGAGGUGAUGCAGCGGGCGGGUCCAGCAGCCGCGGCAGCUGCCGCUCCCCCCGCCGCUGCUGCCACCACCCCCGCCGCAGCUGCCGUGGCGGACGUAGCCAUGGACGGCGCGGAUGUCGUUGUUGCAUCCUUGGACGUCUUCCUUCUACCCAACGCUGGCGCCAUGCCGUCACCCUUCAACGCAGCAGCGAUGCGAGGUAGCAAGCGCCCAGCCGAAGCAGCCGCCAGUGCGGGUGAUGCCCAUGCAGCCAACGGCCUCGCCAAGCCCUCAGCUUCCAAAGCACCGCGACUCUCCGAAGCCGCGACCCCGUCCGCUGCCGCUGCUGCCGCUACAGCAGUGGCCAUGCCAACGACAGCAGCGGUAGCAACGCCAGUGGCAGCGGCACCGAGCCAUGUCAGCACGCCCGCUCGCAACCGAGCUGAUCUGCUGCCACCGCCGGUUGCCCACCUGGACCUCUCACCCGGCUUCAAGCCGGACUCAGACGCUGCUCGCGCAAGUGUUGAUCGCUCAGCCGCCUUGCAUGGGCUACGGAAGCCGAAGCAAAACCAGCAGGAGAAGCGGGUGGAGGAGGAGCGGCAGCAGCAGCACCGGGAAGAGGAGGAGCAGAAGGGGGAAGGGUGGGUGGCAAAGCAGAGACGGCUGCAAUUGGAGAUGUGGAGUGCAAGGCUUGAGGAGGAGGAGCAACGUCACGCAGCUGAGGUGGCGAGGCUGCGUGAGGAGCAUGCCAAGGACCUGAAGGCCAAGCUCGUCAUGGCACGUGACAUGGGCCGCGAGAAGGCGCAGCGGGAGGCCGCCGCACGCACCGCAGAGCUGCAGCAGCAAACCCAGCAAGCCCGUCGCGAGGCAGAGCUGGCGCAACGCAUGGCUGAGUCUCACAGGGCGGAGUCCCACCGCCUGGAGCAGCACGCCAGGGCGCAGCAGCAGGAGCUGCAACGGCAGCAGGAGGAGGUUCGAAGGCAGCAGGCGGCCACCGCGGCUGCCGAGGCCAGGGCGCAGUCCUUGGCGGAGGAGCUCGGUCGCAUGCGGGCGCAAGCGGAGGCGGCGCAACGUGCCAUGCAGCAGGAGCUUCAAGAGCUUCGGAGGCAGGUGUCGCAGCUGACGCGAGGACAAGGUCAGGAGGCGCAGCAGCAGCAGGUGCAGGUGCAGCAGUGGACGGACGCCCUAACGCCCCAGGCAGCGGGAAGAUGUGAUGUCGUACAAGGCAGAUGCGAUGCAGGCCUCAUGCAGGGCGGUGGUGGUAUCACUCGCACGCCCUCCAAUGCGGCGUCGGGUAUCGUGGGCAGCGUGAGGAGCAGCCCGGUGGUGAUUCCGGCAAUGGCGACACCUCCCAUGGGUCGCGGUGGCGUUAUCGCCACGCCGCAGGCAGCUGCUGCCUUUGCGGUGAGCCCGGUGGACCGUCGUCAGCUGUUGACCCCUCCGCAGCCUCCUAGCAGGCCUGCGGUGCUAGCAGCAUCCGUGCCCGCAGUAGCAACAGCUGUAGCUGCGGCCAAAGCCAACAUGGCUGCUGCUGAACCAACUCCGGCCUCCAUCCGCUCUUUAAUUGAGGCGCAUGGGUCAUCUGGCGGUAUUACGGCUGCCGCGUUGGUACGGCACUUUGAGGCGGCGACGGCAGGGUGCGGUGUGACCCCCGGGUCGGUGUCACGUGGCAAGGCCAUGGAGAUUCGCAACUGCGUAACCAAGGCGCUUCAAGAUCUGGUGGACGACUUUGAAGUGGUACGGCAGGGCGUGGGGGCUAACAAGCCCUCCGUGGAUGUGACUUGUGAGCAAACGUCUUACUUGCUGAUGUGAUGCUGAUAGGGUGCUCUGCAAGUGAUGCGAGGUGAGUGUGGAAUGUGUAGGGGAGUAACGUGAGCAAGAGAGCUGUUUUACGGUGAUGUGUGUGACAUGAGGAGAGGUGUGCCCGCUUGUGAGUCUAGGUUUAUUUAACGUGACGUUCAGAGUUGGCUGCCCUAAAUGAGUGGUAUCGCAAUGCUAACCGAGUUGCAGGCUCGUGUGUGUUGGGCUCCUUACGCCCCAGCGGGCGCUAGCCAGUUGCAUGUCGCUCAUAUAUUCCGUUGGUUGGUUACCGAACAAUCGCUAAAGCAUUGCCUCUUUACUAGCUUCACAGCAAUAGGGAACAUGCUUAGUUAGCUCUUUAGUGUGAUAUUGCGCUUUCUUUGCAGCACUUGUAGCCCGUCUAGCCUGUGACGUACAUACGGAAGUACGAACGCAUGAUCUAUGCGAGGCUUCUUAGGUAACGGUCUAGACAUUUACCAUGUAGAGCUAUCCGCUGCUGGCAGCUUGCUUAGGACUCACCGCUAGUGGCCGUUAUGACGUUUGGAGAAUUUGCGCUUAUGUUGGCUCUAGUUUAGGUUGAUGCAUCAUAACAAUAGGAUGUCGGCUUUUGAUUGAAGCCAUGUGAUGAGAACAAGCCUGGGAAAAAGGCACGGCAUCAAGGAGGCUCUAAGCUGUAGGGUGCCCUAGUUUUUUGGUGACCCAUGGGUCGUGUGUGUCUGUCAUGCUUGGCUUUCUGAUGCGUGAACGUAGGGAUGGAUUUGACACGUUUACAAACCAGAGUCCAAACUUCAUGUUGACCAAGUAUGGCGUUGGGAGGAAGGCUGCCGUCCUGUAAAAGGAUCCUGGCAUUCGUUCUGGUUGGAUGUUCAAUGAUCAAGGUGUUACAUCGAAGGUGGUUAUGUCUCGGUGCCUGGGUCAACCCUGCUUAUGACAUGCAGGCAGGGCGUACAGGACAUGAACGAAGCGACGGGAAACCGAAUCACAGCAUCGUACUUAGAUCAACAGGGGUCGGCCGUACAUCACCCCCCACAGGAGGGGGCCGGUAUAUGAUCACGGCGAAUACGGUAGCAUGCUAAACCGCAUCGUAAAGUCCCGAG